Messenger RNA from Microthlaspi erraticum, 4131 nucleotides. The record is from the annotation of a GenBank genome assembly. NCBI's taxonomy places the organism in Eukaryota, Viridiplantae, Streptophyta, Magnoliopsida, Brassicales, Brassicaceae.
AUGGAUAGAAUCACGGUGAAAGCAAAGCGUAAAGAGCUAGGCAUAUCAUGCAUGCUCAACACGGAGGUUGGUGCAGUCCUCGCCGUGAUUCGUAGACCUAUUGCGGAAGGUUACCUUUCUCCGCAAGAAACAGACCACUGUGAUUCAUCAGUCCAACAAUCCUUGAAAUCUCUCCGAGCCCUUAUCUUCAAUCCUCAGCAAGAUUGGCGCACUAUAGAUCCUUCGGUUUAUCUCUCUCCUUUCCUUGAAGUCAUUCAAAGCGAUGAGAUUCCGGCGAGUGCCACGGCGGUUGCACUCUCCUCCAUCUUAAAGAUCCUUAAGAUCGAGAUUUUCGAUGAGAAAACUCCUGGUGCUAAAGAUAGUAUGAUCACCAUCGUUUCCGGGAUCACCAGUUGUCGUCUGGAGAAGACAGAUUCUGUGUCGGAAGACGCCGUGAUGAUGAGGAUUCUUCAAGUUUUGGUCGGAAUCAUGAAACAUCCAGCAUCGGAAUUAUUGGAAGACCAAGCGAUUUGCACAAUCGUCAAUACAUGUUUCCAAGUGGUACAACAAUCAUCCGGUAGAGGAGAUUUGCUGCAACGAAACGGAAGAUACACAAUGCACGAGCUGAUUCAGAUCAUCUUCUCAAGACUACCGGAUUUCGAGGUCAGAGGAGACGAAGGUGGUGAGGAUUCAGAAUCCGACACCGACGAAAUCGACAUGAGCGGUGGAUAUGGCAUUCGUUGUUGCAUAGACAUUUUCCAUUUCUUAUGUUCGCUGCUCAACGUUGUUGAAGUUGUCGAGAACUCGGAAGGGACAAGCGUUCACACCGCAGACGAAGAUGUUCAGAUUUUCGCUUUGGUUUUGAUCAACAGCGCGAUUGAGCUAAGCGGUGAUGCGAUCGGGCAACAUCCGAAGCUUCUUAGAAUGGUGCAAGACGAUCUGUUUCACCAUUUGAUCCAUUACGGAGCUUCUUCAAGCCCUCUUGUGCUCUCAAUGAUCUCUAGUUGUAUACUCAAUAUCUAUCACUUCCUCCGCAAGUUUACGAGGCUACAACUUGAAGGUUUCUUCUCCUUCGUGUUAUUGAAAGUCACAGCUUACACCGGUUUCCUUCAGUUACAAGAAGUUGCUCUUGAAGGGUUAAUCAACUUUUGUCGACAACCAGCUUUCAUAGUAGAAGCAUAUGUCAACUACGACUGUGAUCCGAUUUGUAAAAACGUUUUUGAAGAGACCGGGAAGGUUCUGUGCAGACAUACCUUCCCUACAUCUGGUCCUUUAACCUCACUUCAAAUCCAAGCCUUUGAAGGUCUUGUGAUCUUGAUCCACAACAUUGCAGACAAUAUGGAUAGAGAAGAAGAUGAAGGUGAUGAAGAAGACUCCAAUGUUACUAAACCAAGCCCUGUUGAGAUUCAUGAGUACAUACCCUUUUGGAUAGAGAAGCCAAAAGAAGACUUUGAGACUUGGGUUGAUCAUAUAAGAGUGAGGAAAGCUCAGAAGAGGAAGCUAGCGAUCGCUGCGAACCAUUUCAACAGAGAUGAGAAAAAGGGUUUGGAGUAUUUGAAGUAUAACCACUUAGUCUCUGAUCCUCCUGAUCCAAUGGCAUUAGCUUCGUUCUUCAGAUUCACACCGGGUUUGGACAAGACAAUGAUCGGAGAUUACCUUGGAGAUCCUGAUGAGCUACAUCUCAGUGUUCUUAAAAGCUUUACACAUACAUUUGAGUUCACUGGUAUGAAUCUUGACACUGCGUUGAGGACGUUCUUGGAGUCAUUUAGGUUACCAGGAGAGUCACAAAAGAUUGAGCGUAUGAUUGAAGCAUUCUCUGAGAGAUUCUACGAGCAACAGUCGUCUGAGAUCUUUGCAAGCAAAGACACUGUUCACAUUUUGUGCUACUCUCUUAUCAUGCUCAACACGGAUCAACACAACCCUCAGGUGAAGAAGAAAAUGACGGAAGAUGAGUUUAUCCGCAACAACAGAGCUAUCAACGCAGGGAAAGAUCUUCCAAGAGAGUACCUCUCAGAGCUUUUCCAAUCCAUUUCAUCAAACGCAUUCGCUCUAUCGACACACUCAGGUCCGGUUGAAAUGAAUCCAAACAGAUGGAUUGAGCUGAUGAACAGAACAAAGACCACACAGCCUUUCAGUCUCUGCCAGUUUGAUCGGAGAAUAGGAAGAGAUAUGUUUGCAACCAUUGCAGGUCCAUCGAUAGCAGCUGUUUCCGCAUUCUUUGAGCAUUCGGAUGAUGAUGAAGUGCUUCAUGAGUGUGUUGAUGCUUUGAUCUCUAUAGCAAGAGUUGCACAGUACGGUCUUGAAGACAUUCUUGAUGAGCUAAUCGCUUCCUUUUGCAAAUUCACAACGCUGUUAAACCCUUACACCACACCAGAAGAGACUCUGUUCGCGUUUAGCCACGAUAUGAAACCGAGAAUGGCUACUCUCGCGGUGUUCACGCUCGCUAACAACUUCGGAGAUUCCAUCAGAGGAGGGUGGAGGAACAUUGUGGACUGUCUUUUAAAACUAAGAAAGCUUCAGCUUCUUCCACAAUCUGCAAUCGAGUUUGAGACAACAGAUGAGGAAAACUUAAACAAUGUCGGAUCAGAAACCGACCUAAACAAUGUUUCUGGCCCAGACACGAAGUCUAACAGAAGACAAGGCUCUAGUCUAAUGGGAAGAUUCUCACACUUCUUAGCAUUAGACAGUGUUGAAGAAUCUGUAGCUCUUGGAAUGAGUGAGUUUGAACAGAACCUUAAAGUCAUAAAACAAUGCAGGAUCGGUCAGAUAUUCAGCAAGAGCUCAGUGUUGCCAGAUGUUGCGGUCUUGAAUCUUGGCCGUUCUCUAAUCUACGCAGCUGCAGGGAAAGGACAGAAGUUUAGCACAGCGAUAGAGGAAGAAGAGACGGUCAAAUUCUGCUGGGACUUGAUCACAGCCGUUGCCUUAUCUAACGUCCAUAGAUUCAACAUGUUCUGGCCAAGCUACCAUGAAUAUCUACUCAAUGUAGCAAACUUCCCUCUCUUUUCUCCAAUCCCAUUCGUCGAAAAAGGCAUCCCUGGUUUGUUCAAAGUCUGCAUCAAGAUUCUUGCUACCAAUCUUCAAGACAAUCUACCAGAGGAGCUCAUCUUCAGGUCCAUAACCAUAAUGUGGAAGAUAGAUAAAGAGAUCAUUGACACAUGUUAUGAUACAAUAACAGAGUUUGUCAGCAAGAUCAUAACAGAGUACUCUGCUAAUCUUCAUACACAAAUCGGUUGGAAAAGCGUUCUACAGCUGCUUUCUUUGUGUGGAAGGCAUCCGGAGACUAAAGAACAAGCUGUUGAUGCUCUCAUCGGUUUAAUGUCGACCAACGCAUCGCAUCUCUCGCAGCCAAGUUACGCUUAUUGCAUCGACUGUGCAUUCAGUUUUGUAGCUCUAAGAAACAGCGCUGUUGAGAAGAACUUGAGGAUAUUGGACCUCAUGACGGAUUCUGUUUCAAUGCUGAUAAAAUGGUACAAGACCGCAUCUACCGAGACUGUAAGUAACUACAGCGUGGCGAGCAACACGAGCAGCUCAUCGUCCGCGGAAGAGAACAGCUUGAGAGGAGUUAACUUUGUACAUCAUCUUUUCCUCAAACUCUCCGAGGCGUUUCGGAAAACGACGCUGGCGCGUAGGGAAGAGAUAAGGAACAGAGCAGUGACGUCUCUUGAGAAGAGCUUCAUCAUGGGACAUGUGGAUCUUGGAUUCACGCCGUCAGGGUGUAUCUACUGCAUCGACCAUGUUAUCUUCCCGACGAUCGAUGACUUGCAUGAGAAGCUUCUUGACUAUUCGAGGCGGGAGAACGCGGAGAGGGAGAUGAGAAGCAUGGAAGGGACGUUGAAGAUUGCGAUGAAAAUGCUUCAUAACGUUUUCUUGCAUUAUCUGGAACAGAUUGUAGGGAGUGCUGAGUUUAGAACUUUUUGGUUAGGAGUGUUGAGGAGGAUGGAUACGUGUAUGAAGGCAGAUUUGGGAGAGUAUGGAGAUAACAAGCUUCAAGAGGUUGUGCCUGAGCUUCUGACCACCAUGAUUGGGACGAUGAAGGAGAAAGAGAUUCUUGUGCAGAAAGAAGACGAUGAUCUUUGGGAGAUUACUUAUAUUCAGAUUCAGUGGAUUGCUCCUGCGCUCAAGGAUGAGUUAUUUCCAGAUGAAGAGAUGUAG